AGAGGCUGGAGAGCGGAUCUGCCGGGGGUCGUUCGCAUCCUCUCUCUGCUGCUGGUGUCCCUGCUGCUGGACCCUGCGCACGGCUUGCGUGGCAAGGAGUGGUAUUGGUUUUCAUGUUUGCGAACCUCGUGUCCGCCCUAGAAGAUGACAGUGUCAUUCUGCCGGCUUCUGCGCUCUGUGUCGCCAUUGCGUGUGUCCCAGAGCCUCCGGAACACUCCGCCGCACACUCAGAGUGAGAAAGGAAAAGGCAGUCACGGCCUGGCAUUAUUAUGGAAACAAUUUUAACUAAAUGGACCCCCCGGGCCGCACUUUGAGAACCGCUGAUGUAGAAUAAUGUUUUCCUUAUCAUAAAAGAAGUUCCACACGCAUUGUGGAGAAACUUUAAGUAUUUGGGAAACUGGACAGAAAACCAUAAAAACUGCCCGCUGUGUUACCAGCCAGUGUUUGUGUUUUUUUUCAUAGUAAAGUGUCACCACCAGCAAGUGGCCUGGAUUCGAGGCAGGUUGGGCCGUUGUAAGUGUCCUUCAGGUUUCGGAUGGGGACGAGGAAGCUCCGAUAUUCCACAAAGCUGAUGCUGGUUCCCGGUUGCAGGCAGACCUGAGCCGGAACCUUCUCCUUGGCCGUUGUCUUUUCUAAGGACCUCGCCUUCCAGAGCCCGUCGGCACAGAACUGCCAGGGGGCCCUCUUAGGAGCAGAGAAAAUGGUGGUCUUCAGGCAGCUGUCCCUGGGCGUGAAGGCCGCCCUGGCCGCUGGCACUAUCUUCGUGUCCAUGAUAAUCUCCCGCUCCUACCUGUCUGAGAGCCUUGAGCUUGGAGCCCGGCGCUGGCUGGUCCGCCUGCAGCUUGCCCUGUUUGUCAACUCGCUCAUGCUGAUUGGCUCCCUCUACAUCUGGCGGAGCACAGUCAGCAACCUUAGCCACUCCCCAGCCUCGGAGUCGGCCUGUUUUCAGCUUUGGAAGGUGGCCGUGGUGACAUUUCUGGCCCUGGCCCAUUCCAGUUUCUUCACCAUGAUCUUUCUGGUGGCCGAGGAGCCCUAUCUGUUUUCCUUGGCCGCCUACUCCUGCCUCGGGGCGUACAUCAUCAUGCUCUUCUUCCUCUGUACCCUCAGCGGCAUGGAGCAGGCCUACCAGCUCCUGGCCUGGCGCAGCGGUAGGGUCGUGGGCAGCCUAGACAAGACAAGGAAGCUGACCCUCAGGCCGGUCCUGGCAGUGGUGGUGACCACCGUGCUCAGCGUAGCCGGGCUUCUGAACGCUGCCCAGCCCCCGCUGGUAAAAACUGUGGCAGUGCCCAUCCAUCAGCUGCCCCCCUCCAUGGACAACCUCAAGGUCGUGCUCCUCUCGGACAUUCACUUGGGCCCCACCGUGGGCAGGACCAAAAUGGAGAUGUUCGUGAGGAUGGUGAACAAGCUGGAACCGGACGUCACAGUGAUCGUGGGUGACCUCUGUGAUUCAGAAGCUUCCAUCCUCCGGACAGCCGUUGCUCCUUUGGGCCAGGUUCAUUCACGCCUGGGCACCUACUUUGUCACAGGGAAUCAUGAAUACUACACGUCAGACGUCAGCAACUGGUUUACACUGCUGGAGUCCCUGAACGUCCAGCCCCUGCACAAUGAGAACGUGAAGAUUUCCGCCACAGGGGCCCAGCGAGCUGCUGGUGAAGAUGACGACUGGAUCUGCUUGGCCGGGGUGGAUGACAUCGAAGCAGACAUCCUGCACUACUCCGGCCACGGCAUGGAUCUCGAGAAGGCCCUGGGGGGCUGCAGCCCAGACCACACCACCGUCUUGCUGGCUCACCAGCCCUUGGCUGCCAAGAGAGCCCUUCAGACUCGGCCAGAUAUUAACCUGAUCCUUUCUGGACACACACAUGCUGGGCAAAUCUUCCCCUUGAACGUGGCGGCCUAUCUCCUGAACCCCUUCUUUGCCGGUCUCUACCAAGUGGCCCAGACCACAUUCGUGUACGUCAGCCCAGGCACGGCCUACUAUGGAAUCCCCAUGAGACUGGGCAGCAGGGCAGAGAUCACAGAACUCAUCCUGCAGCGAGCUCUCUGAACCUGGCCUUGCCCCGUCUGCCUCCUAACCACCCCCACCCUCUGUUCUUUGUUCCUUUCCAGAGCAGGUCACCUGCUUUACGUCCUCCUGCCCAGCCCUGCCCACACACGCUUGUCAUGAGGCUGGCCUGAACAGUGAUUUGUGGUGGAGCUGCCUGGCAGGUUAACUCUGUAGACGGCCAGUUGCUUUUUACUAUGCAUUUGUGAGGUCACUAAAAUCACAUGCGUAGGACAGGCACCUGUUUUCCAGAUGACGUGGAGUAAACCUUCCUUCUCUGCAGAGCUCGUAGGAAAUAAGCCGAAACAUGGGGUUGCUUGAAAUGCAUACCUCUCGAAAUCAGAGUAAGGAAGGUACUCUGAGUGCUUUUUAAACCCUCUUUAGGACUUAGGCAGGUUUCAGAAUCAUUGAUGUCGAGCUUUCUGGGCAAGGGGGCACAUUGCUAGGUAACCUGGGAGAGCAGGCAAGAUGGAGGCCCCUCUGGCUGCUGAAGAAGAAUUUCUUGUCCCCCCUGGUUCUCGCAGAGCCAUCUUUAUUGCGGGAAUCAGCAAAACCUGCUGGAAUACAGAGUUCAUCCUGUUCCAGACCUUGAGCGAUGCUGUUUUACUGCCUGUGCUCCUGGGCCUCUGGGGUUGGGGGUGCGGUGGAAAGAAACUGAGCUUCGUGGUAAGUGGUGGUAAUAGUGCUGCGUAGGGAUUCAGAGGGUGUUUGCCUCCUUUUAUACGAUAAUUGGGUGAGCUAAUUAAGGACAGGCCACUUUCGAAACCCUGUCUAGAAAUGAGGAAACUGAGGCAAAGAGCUGUAGGUCAGGCAUUAGCAACAGGACAAGGUAUGUAGGAGAUUCUGGGCUAGAAGUCACACCUUCUUUUUCCCAGUGAAAGUGUUCUUUCCACUGUUGGUGGUCCAGCAGCUGUAUCUGAUUCAGAGUUACCAGAAUUAAGAGAACAAAAAAGGGCCUAGAAUCUGAUAUUCUUUAAAAGUAGUUUGCUUGAAGCUAAUUUCAGUUCACUCCUAACUACAUGGGCCAGGACCUGGAGAGGAGUCGGCUGGUUUCAGUGUGGGUGUCUGUUAACACUGGAGGGAGAGUUAGAAAACUGGUCCCCCCCACCCCUCACUCUGCUGGCGGUGGGGGGUGGGGGGAGCUGCAUGGCAGAGUCUCUCAACCCUGCCUCCCCCUGGGUCCUGGCUGUGGAGUGCGGGGACCAUUCUUCCUACUGCCCCCUGGCCUGACCUCAUCAGACAUGUCCUAGGACUGUGGCCACAGAAUCAGAGGGCCAUCUGUGCUGGCCACUGGGCCCAUGGCAAAACAGGCAGAGGUUACUGUGUCUCCAUCGGCCCAGCCCUUGUGAGACCCCUGGGCCCUGGGGCAGCUGUAAGCAGGCCUGUUAGGAAAGGCCUGUCUGAGAAGGUGGAGGGCCGGGGCUCAGCGUUAACAUUUUUGUGACUGACAGUCUCUGAUGCGAGGUCACCCUGCUGCUCAUGGGUCAGAUGUGACCUCACCCUAAAUGGAGACAUUAUCAUUACCUCAACCCUGUGCUGUGGGCAGGGCACUGGGAUGUGGCGCAGGAGUUGCGCGUGGCACAGUCACUGGCGAAGCGCGUGCUGUGGCUGCUUUGUAAACAUCAGGUGGGGGCUUGCUAAGGAACUGCGGUGGGUACAGGUGCCUGGGAACUUACAGAACAGACAGUCCUUGGGGUGUGAGUGGGUCGUGUGCCUCCUGCUGCCGGGGCCCAGUGAUUUGCUGGGGGGUUGCUUUCUGCUGCCCGUGUUAGGUCUCCGUUGCAUGCUCCGCCUGGUGGGUAAUGGAAUCCCGGGGGAUCCUGAAGACCACCUUGUUAUGUCCAGAGAUUUGGCAGUGGGCCUUCCAGUCCAGUGUGGCUGAUUCUGCCUUAUGAGACCCCAGACAGGGCCAUCCUAGGUGUCCAAGGAAUAGUCAGCAGCACCUCCGCUUGGCUUGUAGUCCACGGUGAGGUGGGAGUUUCCCAGCAGAGACUUCUCGUUGCCGUCCAGAUACGUCUCCCUCCCCGGCACCCUCUGCACCUCUCUUCCUCACACACUUACCUUUUUUGUUUAUGCCUGGAGGAGGUGGUGAGAAAUAGUUACUUGGAGCUUGAAAAUUCUAUUUCCAUUUUUUUUAAUCUGUAAAUUCAAGUUAAAUUGAAAUGCUUUAAAAAAAAACCAACAAUGUCAUGUGUAGUAUGAUCCCAUUAUUGGGAAAUGCAUUCACCCCUCUGUCAUCCAUUCCAAACAUCCGUCUGUCUUUUUUCCCCUUGAUUUUGUUUUUAGAUUUUUUUUAUUGAGGAAAUGGAAGAAAUGUUCACAGUGUAGAGAGAACGGCGCCGUUCUGUCAGCACCCAGCUUCAACAGCUGUGGACAUGCCGCUGUUCUCUCUCACUUGUUCCCAUCCCACACUCUUUCUCUUUUGGCUGGACUGUGUUAAGGCAAAUCUUAGAAAAUGUGAUGUUACCCCCAACUACUUCAGGAUGAAUCUUUUCUAGGAAAGCAUACACCUAAUGCUGUUUUAUACCCAAUGAAAUUAAUAGUAAUUCUUUAAUAUCACCUAAUACCUCGUUAAAAGGUGUGGGGGCUGGAAGCCCGGUCUUCUACCUCUCAGUGAAAGUGUUUUUUCCAGUGUCUGAAGUUUAGGCCACUGUGUCUGUUAGAGGUGACUACCAGGACUCAAAUGCAGUCUAUUGUCGAAAGAGUUAGUAUGCAGCUUUUCCUGGUUAUCUCAGUAGUUGUUUUUUUACACUGUCGUAAAGAGUACACAGCAUAAAACUUACCAGCUUACUGAUUUCUAAGUGUAUAGUUCACCAGUGUUAAGUGUAUUCCCACUGUUGUGGAACAGAUCUCCAGAGCUUUUUUUAAUCUUGCAGAUCGGAAACUCUGUACCCAUUAAACAAUAACAAACAAUAACUCCUCUUUCCCCCUCCUCUCAGCCCCCAAUGACCACCAUUUCACAUUCUGUCUCUGUGAAUUUGACUACUCUGGGUUCCUACUGUUAUUUUUGCGAUGGCUUCUUUCACUUAGCACAAUGUCCCCAGUGUUCAUCCAUGCGGUAGCAUGUGACAAGACUUCCUUUCUAAGGCUGAAUAAUAUUUCAUUGUAUGUAUAUAUCGCAUUUGGUGUAUUCAUUUGUCCAUCAGUGGACACUUGGGUUGCUCCCACAUUUUUUUUUGUUGUUGUUUCUUGUGACUGGUGCUGCUAUGAACCUGGGAAUGCAAAUACCUCUUCAAGACCCUACUUUCUCUUCUUUUGGACUCGUCCCCAGCAGUGAGAUUUUUGAGGGACCUCCAUCCUGUUCUCCACAGCAGCUGGACUGUUUUACCAUCCCACCAGCAGUGCACACGGUCCUCAUUUCUCUGUGUUUUCACUGGAAUUUGUUACCAUUUACUUUUCAUUAGUAGUGUGAGAUGAUAACUUACUGUGGUUUUGGUCUGCAUUCCUCUGAUGGUUAGUGAUAUUGAGCAUCUUUUCAUAUCCUUGUUGAUCAUUUGUAUAUCAUCUUUAGAGAAAUGUCUAUUCAAAUAUUUACUCCAUUUCUAAAUCAGGUUAUACAACUCUUUGUUGUUGUUGAGUUAUCAGUUCUUUUUAUAUUCUGUAUUAUUAACCCCUUAUCAGAUACAUCAUUUACAAAUAUUGUUCUAUUGCCCUUAAAGGGUAAAAGUUUUAAUGGGUAAAAACCAUUUGUUUAUUUUUCACUUUUGGAUCCUGUGCUUUUGGUAUCAUAUUCAAGAAAUCAUUGCCAAGUUCUAUAUCAUAAAGCUUACAAUCCACUUCAAGUUAAUUUUUGUAUAUAAUGUAAGGUAAGGGUCCAACGUCAUCCUUCUGCAUGAGAAUAUCUAGUUUUCCCAACCUCAUUUGUUGACAAGACUAUUCUUUUGCCAUUGAAUAGUCUUGGCACCUUUGUCAAAGACCAUUUGAGCAUAUAUGUGAAGGUUUAUUUAUGACCUUUUUAAAAAAAGAUUUUAUUUAUUUAUUCUUAGAGGUAUGUGCCCGGACUAGGAAUUGAGCCAGCGACCCUUUGAGUGACAGGCUGGUACUCAAUCCACUGAGCCACACUAGUCAGGACAAUUUAAGAACUUUUUAUUCUAUUCCAUUGGUAUAUUUGUCUAUCUUUAUGCCAUUACCACUGUAUCAGUUUUAUAAUAUAUUUUGAAAUCAGAAAAUGUGAAUUUUCCAACUUUGCUCUUUUAAAAACUGUUUUAGCUAUUUGAGGUUCCUUGAAAUUUCAUAUGAAUUUUAGGAUGAUUUUUUUUUAUUUGUGUAAAAAAUGUCGUUGGGGUUUUGAAAGAGGUUGCAUUGAAUCUGUAAAUCACAUUGGGUAGGAUGGACAUCUUAACAAAACUGAGUCUUUCAAUUCAUGAACAUUGAAUGUCUUUCCAUUUGUCUUCUUUAAUUUCAUUCAACAAUGUCUUGUAUGAGUCUUCACCUCCUUGUGUAGGUUUAGUCCUAAGUAUUUUAUUCUUUUUGAUGCCAUUAUAAAUGGAAUUGUCUUAAUUUCCUUUCUAGAUUGUUCAUUGUUACUGUAUAGGAACACAGUUGACUUUUGUAUGUUGAUUUUGUGUUUUCCAACUUUGCCCAAUUCACUUAUUAUUCUAACAAUUACUUUUUUAGUGUGUAGAAUCUUUAAGACCUUCUACACAUAAUAUCAUGUCAUCUGUGGACAGAGAUAAUGUUACUUCUUCCUUUCCAAUUGAAUGCCUCUUAUUUUCUUUUCUUGCCUAAUUGCUCUGGCUUAGACUUCUAAUACUGUGCUGAAUAGAAGUGGUGUUGGCAAACAUCCUUGCCUUGUUCUUGGUCAUAGAAGAAAAGCUUCAGACUUUCACCAUUGAGUCUGAUGUUAGCUGUGGCCUUUCAUAUAUGGCCUUUAUUAUGUUGAUGUACUUUCCUUCUAUUCCUAGUUUGCUGUUCUGUUAUGAAAGGUGCUGGAUCUUGGCAAAUCUCUUUCUGCCUCAAUUGAGAUGAUCGUUUGGGUUUUGUUCUUCAUUGUGUCAGUUGGUGUAUUGCACCGAUUGAGUUUCAUAUGUUGAACCAUUCUUGCUUUCUGGGAAUAAAUUUCACUUGGUCAUGGUGUUUAAUCCUUUUAAUGUGUUGUUGAGUUUAUUUUGCUGGUAUUUUGUUAUGGAUUUUUGUAUCAAUAUUUAUCAGAGUGUUGGUCUAUACUUUUCUUGUUAUGUCUUGUCUGGCUUUAGUAUUAGGGUGAUGUUGACCUCAUAGAAUGAAUUGAGAAAUGUCCCUUCCUCUUCAAUUUUCUGAAAGAGUUUCAGGAGGAUUGGUGUAAAUUCUUUAUUUAAUAUUUGGUAGAAUUUUCUAACAAAGCCAUCUGGUCCUGGGUUUUUCUUUGAGGAUUUACAGCUACUGAUUCAGUUCUUCUUACUAGUUACUGGUUUGUUCAGAUUUUUUCUUUCUUCGUGAUUCAGUCUUGGUAGGUUAUGUGUUCCUAGAAAUUGAUCUGUUUCUUCUAGGUUGUCCAGUUUGUUGGCAUGCAGUUUUUCAUAGUACUCUCUUCUAAUCCUUUUCAUUUCUGUGAUAUCACUUGUAGUGUUUCCUUUUUCAUUCCUAAUUUUAAUUAUUUGAGUCUUCUUUUUUAUUAGUUAAUCUAGCUAAAGAUUUAUCAGUUCUGCUCAUCUUAAAAAAAACUCUUAGUUUUACUGAUUUUUUUCCUAUUGUUUUUCUAUUCUCUAUUUCAUUUAUCUCUGCUCUGAUCUUUAUUAUUUCCUUCCACUAUUCUUGGGUAUAAUUCCUCCCUUGGUUUCUUGAGGAAUUAUGUCUCUUUGCAGUUCUUUUGUUUGAAUCAGGAUUCAAGAACAAGGUCCAUAUAUAUUGUAUGUGAUAUAUUUCUUAAGUCUCUCUAAGUCUAUUAAACACUCUCCUCUUUCAUUUUGUAUCAUUUGUUUAUUCAACUUACCGGGAUAUUCUAUCUUAGAAUGCUGUACAUUUUGGACUUGUGGUUGUGUUUAAUGUGUUAUCUAUUCCUCAUAUAUUUCUGUACACUGGUAGAGGUAGAGAUCUAUAAAAGUUAGAGCUAGAGGCUGGAUAGAAUCAAGUUCAACUUUUCCCCUUUUUUGAUACAAAGACUUCAUUGCUUCAGUGAUACUAAGAUUGACCCAUGGGGCCAGGUGUUAGCUUGGUCCCUCCACUAGAAAGUUUCUCAUCAACUUUUUAUUUAAUGUUUCAGCAGUCCCUGAUGAUUGCUGCUUAGAUUUAUUAUUCCACUUCCAAUUGCAAAAUGGCGAUUUUUAAAAAAUAGUGUGAUACAUUAAAUUCAGACUUUAGUAUGCCAAGUGUACUCAAUAGGUUUUCUAAGAGUAGUGGGCUUUUAUAUAUUCAAGAGACAAUGGGAACUUCUCUAGCCUCAGUUUUGCAUUCUGAAGGAGCUUUUGUGGCACUCAGAAAUACAGUCCUUCCCUCGGCCCCCAAAACAGUGAUUUUCAUUUUCAUCAUGUCUUCUGUAUUUAUCAGCUAUCAUUCUUCUGCAAAGAACUCUCCUCAUCAGUUGUUUGAUUGCUCUGAAAAAGUCUGUAGCAAAGGCAAAACAGACACUAGCUCCUUCUCCUUUGUUCAUCGAUUUUCAGAUUAAAUAGUUGCUGCCCCAGCAACCCAGUCUCCAAGGAUAACCAAUAAGCUUUCUUUGGGAUGGGAGAGAGUAUUACGAAUUUGGUUAUUUUUAUAUAUUUGAUGUGUUUCAAUCCAUUGAAGUGAUACAUCUUUUGAUGCUUAAAAUACCUCAUUUUUGGCCAAUUAUGUCAUUUUGUUGUGACCCUAAUAGUUUUUGAUAGUUUUAGGCUUAUUUUGGACACACUCUGCCCCAAACUUCAGCUAAGUAAUUUUUUGAAGGCUCCUGGCUCUUCUUAGUAGAUAAUAUUUACAGACCAUAACUUAAAUGCUAGGGGAGCUCAUUGCUACUGGCCACGGUCAAUUCUAAGCUGUUUCGGUAGGUAUUGCUAAGAAAUGUACAUGUUUUUCAGAAAAAGAAAAGAGCUUAAGUUUAUAAUAAUAUUUCUAAUUCAGAUAAAAGAUUAUGGGCUUUUUCAAAAAUAGACUUUAUUUUUUUAGAGCAGUUUUCAAAAUUCGGCGGAAGACACAAAAAUUUCCCCCUUAUCUCUGAUGACAGGGUUUUUACUUCACUUUCUUUGAUUUAGUUUGUUUCUUUUUCACAUGGAAAGUUUUGGUUCCUAACAACCCAAAGCAAUUACUUAAUUACUUUAUUUUACUUAUACGUUAUAGAUUCAAAAUAGUAAUACAAUAUUAGUACUAAGAUGAAAUCUACUGAAUGCGGGUUGGUUGCUUUGUGUGUUCUGCUUAAAUGCAGUUUAAGAUGUAUUUUUAUUCUUAGGCAAGACAUAGUCAUUUCAGAUUCACCUGAAAUGAUUCUUUCAGGAUGUAUUUUUAUCAUUAGGCAAAAUAUAGUCAAAAUACUACUUCAGAUUCACUUGGAAUGAUUCUUUCCUGUGUGUGAAGUGAGGUCUGUUUUUAACUUUUAAGAACUAAUUUAUAUUUUUGAAAAUUUAUUUAAAAAGAAAAACUAUGCACUUUUCUCUGAGAUGAAGGGGCAUAAUUAAACCUGCCAAUGUUUGUGAGUCCCGGAGGACUGGGAACUGGCCCCAACUGGGCUCAUUUCUCUUCCCUUCUGACAUGUCCCCUCCUUUUUCAUUGGAAUUUAGGCUCUUUACCCACAGUCUUUUUGGAUGCUGAAUAAAAAUCUUUGCAAAACAAGACAGGCAUAAGUACCAUAUUUUGCCUUGUAUAAUGCACAGUUUUUGCCCAAAUUUUGGAAGGAAAAAUAAGGAUGUGCAUUACACAUGGGUAGUACUAAUUCCAUAUUUAUAUAAAUGUUUUUAAUGCUUUUAUUUAUGCGUAUGCAUUAAAAGUAUAACUCUAGAAAGCAAUCACAAUAUCCAUAUGCAAAAUAAUAUCCUGGAAUACAAUAAUUGGUUUUGUUUCUCAAUAUAAAUAAAUAAAUAGUUUCAAUAAAAAAUCAAGAUGAAAGAUUUUUUUUUUCAAAAGUUUGGGCCAAAAACAUGGGUGCGCAUUAUACAUGGCAAAAUAGGGUAAAUAAACAGAAACGUGCAUAAGCUUUAGCAGCUCAUCCACAAAUCUCUCCAGGUCCAUGUUCAUUCUCACUGUUCUGUGUGGUGGUUUUGCUUCUCCUGCCUGUCUGGUGUAAUGGUGUUUCCAUGACAUUUCGUACUGGAAAGAUCGAGAGAUCCGGCAUAAUUCGAGUUGGUUUUACAGUCGUCUGAAAUAGUCCUCUUUCUCUUUGUUCUGUGGACUGUGGGGAAGCCGAUGAUGUGAGAAGACUUGUCCGCCCCCAUGUUCUCCCCACCCCAUAAUCCCUCUCUCCUCAAUCCCGGGGUACCAGCAACCUGGGAGGCUUGGGUCUCUGCCACCUUGGCCCUGAACAGCUCAUGUCAGGAAUUCCCUGGGGCUCUUGGGUCUCUGGGGUGAAUUGAAAGGGUCUGUAGAGUGUUGGGGAUGGAAACCCAUUGAGUGAGAACUUACCAGAGUUACAGGGAGGGACAGAAAGACAACAUUGUCACGUGAUCAGCACAGCCCCUGUGUAGGCUGUGAGGUCACUGAGCUCUUUUCAUUUCUUUAAUCUAGUUGAGGAAUGUGCACAAGGAAUGGAAAUAUAAUCACCAUUUUGCCUCAGGGCUGGGAAACCUGGGGAAUGUUCACAUUACCUGGUGAUGUAAAUUCCAGUGUUAUGUUUAAUGGGGUUUUUUAAAUGCUUAUUUACCACUGAAAGAACCUAAACUGAAUAAAUAACUUUAAAAAUGUCACAUUGGACAGUAUUAAGUCCCUGAUGUCAACUGAAUAAAUAACUUUAAAAGUGUUAUGUUGGACCGUAUUAAGUCCCUGAUGUAAAUUUGGUCUGGGGGUAAACAAAUAAUAUUUGUUGAUAUUUCUUCGGGGUUUUUACUCCCAUUAUAUAUAUAUAUAUAUAUAUAUAUAAUGUACACGGGGAACCUUGGGAAGAUGUGGUCCUGUCCUUGCUUGGAUCGAUUUAUUGAUGUGGGUUGCUGUGACUUUGUGCAUUGUAAGUAUUUAUGCUACCACCCCCCGUAAGUGUGAAAUAAAACUGGCUCUUCAGCAUUUCGUCCCGCUGCCCAUGGAUUUAGAAGGGCUGCAGUUUGCACAGAUGGCUAACUGUGCACUCUUUUCACUGGGGGGAACAGACUCGGAAGGCAGCCUUUCCUCAUUCCUCCUCUGCCCCCUGGUCACCUGCUGUCACUGGUGCCCAGCACAGCGAUGCUAAAGAAGCUGGUUCCUGGAGGCCGGAUCCUCUCGUAGCCUUCAGGGCUGAGAGGAGCCGCUUUGGAACCAUGAAGUGGAUUUUCCCUGUUAACCUCGACUGUGGCAGUCAUCAACAGGAAGCUCUCUUAGCUGCUGCGUCUGUCUGGGUUGAUGCCCUCUGUGGGAGACUUGUUACUUACUGCUCCCCAGAUCCGAGUGGCGUGGUGGCAGGGGGGCAGCCCACGGCCGGUCCUCACAGUCCACGUCUCUCCCGGGAGAAAGCGGGGCAGUUAGUAGGGCCCUGGGGCAAGAGCAAAUAUGUGUACUGCUGGCCUGGCCGCUUACAGACUACUUUUGAUCCUUUUUAUCGAUACUUUUGAAAAGACGAGAAUGUUAGCCACAAACCAAAGGCCAAAGGCUGUGUUGAUGUUCUAGUAGCCCUACAUCCACAGGGCAGCUGCCCCUGGGGCUACUACUUGGUUAGAUAAGUAGGUGGCCACCCUCAUCCACCAUGAUCUGUCUGGUUUUCACUGGGGCUCCCAGGUCGUUGGAAUGGGGAUCUGAUGGGGUGGCCUGUGGGUCAGUGGAGGAGGCACUGUGUCUGCAACUUCAGGGGGAAUUGUGGUCUUGCUUCAGAUUCCUCUUGAGUGGAGAUGGGGUCCAUUUCUAGGACUUCCCUGUGGCCUUUCCCUCCAUAAUGGCCCUUACCCGUGGUAGGGGGCUGGGGGUGGCUACGUAAAACCAUCCCGACGCAUACUCAGGACCCGUGAAAUAACCAUCAGGUGGUCUCUCUGACUGUCCGACCCACCGUGAGAAGGACCUGGGCCAAGGGUCCCUUUUGCCCCUGGCUCCCAGAGAGUGAGGAGGGAGAGGGAUGGCAUUUCAGGUCCCCCAGGAUCAGUAUUGGCUCAGACCAUCGGCCUCUCUCCUUAGGACACAGGUGCCCUAAGUCCCAUCGGGGGAGGACUGGAGGACUGCUGUGUGUGUGGUGCUUGGGCUGGCAUUGCAGGCCCCCCCCUCAAGGGGAUCCAUCCAACCUUCUGGUCAGUCACCUGGCUGUUUGUCAGAGAGGUGUCCCAGAGCUGGCAGCCAGAGGACGGGACCCAUUUGUCACUUGCAGUGGCCAACAGUCAGCCGUUUGUUCAUGGGUUCAUGACUUGUUUUUCUCUUGUUAGUCACGAUGAGUCACACCCUUGCUGGCUGCCCAACCGUCUCACCCUCUAGGAACGCUAUGGUUUGCGAGCCAUUGCUUAAGAUCACUGUGGGUCGGCACACCUGGCCGCCACUCUGGCCUCGCCCAUCCUUGGGGUGCUUAUACCCACCUGCUCCUGACGGCCAAGCAGUCCCCCUUGUCGGCAUCUCGUCAUCCCCAGUGACACUAGGGCGGGGCCCAGGGCCGCAGCAGCACCUUCUGUGACCAUUUCCCUACGGAGGGCUGCACCCUCAUCGGGUUUCCCAGAGAGGCCGGGCUCCCCACCACAGCCACAUCCGCCCCCGAAGGGAAGGGCGUCCUGGGGACCACAGCCAGAUGGCAGGUUGUCAGGGCACCAGGUUUACACUUCCGCCUCUGCGAGCAUCUCACAGCAUCCUCAGGAUGCCAGCGCAGUGUCGGCAUCCGUGGCUCAUUCCCUGUGGGCCUAUGUCACGUCCAGGUUCAGGGAGCCGUGCCAGCCACACAGCGACGGGGUACAGGUGCUUUACGGAGGUGCUGACUCUCACGUCAGAAAGGGUGCACUGCGUCAGCACACUGACCUCCCUCUGGCUUUGUGUUCCGGGCCCUCAGGAUGACUCCCAGUGUUCCCCGUGAUUAAACCCGAGCCUUACUCUUCCAGGAGGAAGUGUAGGUCUCUGAUCAUUGCCGUGGAAGCCCCGUGUGUUCACAGACUGGUCAGAGUGGACCCCCGAUCUCUCUCUUCAAAGCUUCCAAGUCUGUUACAAAAGCCAGGCAACCUCACAGCCCUUCCGAUGAGCAGUACCACUCCCUCCCACGCCCCAUUCCCGGGUAGAGCUAGUGCAGAUGCCACCGCUCCCCUCCCAGCACCUCCUCCCAGGCCGGCCCAGGGGCGGGCCUUAGCCGUUGGUAUGCGUGGCCCUGGGCCGUCACCACCCACGUAGCACCAGCUGCAGGGCUGCCGUUUGACAUGUCUGGGAGAUCCGGGUGCAGACUCACGUCCCCACCCUGGUACCAAUUGUCUCCAGCUGGGUCUCUCCGGAAGCAUAACAGGAAGCAGGCUCGGAUGCCCCUGGUCUUAAUUCCAGAGCUCGGAAACGAGGGACAGGUGGGAAGAAGCAAAAGCAACGGCCCUGAUCCUGCCCAGGUCUUCUGGAAAGUGUACAGGUGUCUCCAGGACUGUCUGCCGAAAAAGGAGACGGCAGUUACUCAGCCCCGCUGGUUGACGGUGUCCCUGGGGGCGUGGACUCCCAGUACUCCUGGGCCCCUGGGACCGCAGAGUCCCGUGGUGUUGGGACAGGAGGGCACAAAGACUCCAGGUGUGAGUUUGAGCUGACGCACUGCCCUCACUAAGGCUACGGAGCUCGCCCAGGACUAUCCACAGAACUGCUGCAGACUCCAGCUUGUGUUAGAAAGGGGUUCUCUCCUUUCUCUUUUCAUUCUCUGUAUGGGAGAGCUUUCAUAAUGGCAAGAGUGGGGUGCUUCAUUACUCUUGGGAGCAAGAUACUGUUUCAUCAUAUAUGUGUGUGUACAUGCAUGUAUAAUACACACACCAUGGAAACCAUAAUUUACUCCUCAGUCCACUUAUUUGUAUCAACAUUUCACUAGGAAAAAUUUUCAGACAAAAAGAGAAUUGUAUACCCACCAUCCAAAUUAAUAGCAUUAACACAUUGCUAUCAACCCAUCCCUCUAUCUAUCCACCAAUACGCCUUAUUUUUUGGAUGCAUUUCUAAGUAAGGUACAGACAUCAAUUCAUUCCCCCCACAAACACUCAGACACUUCAGCACGUAUAUUAUUAACUGGAGGGCAAUAUUAGUUUGUAGCUUUCUUUUUCCCUUUUAAGGUAAACUUUACAUACAGUGACAUCGUCCUUGCGGCCUUUGAUGAGUUCUGACAAAUGCAUCCACCCGAAUGAUGCGGAACCCUUAUCCGGCUGGAGAAUAUGACCAAUACCCCAGAAAGUCCCUCGUGGUGCUGCCCAAGCCACACCUGCCUCCACUGCCCCAAAGACAACACCUAUCCCGAUUUUCUCCCCACCAUAGAUUCGAUUCGCCUGUUCCAGAACUUCAUCUAAAUAAGUCCACACAGUCUGGACUCCCUCGGGCAGGGUUUUUAUUCGCUCAGCAUAACGUUCUCGAGAUUUAUCCAUAUUGUUGCAAGUACCAGUGGUCCUUUUUCAUUGCUGAGUAGUAUUCCAUCGUAUAAAUAUACCACCGUUUGUUUACCCAUUCUCCUAUCAGCGUACCUUUGGUUGUUUCUGGUUUUGGACUGUUAUGGAUAAAGCUGCGAUGAACAUUUUUUAUGUCUUUUCAUGACCAGAUACUUUUGUGUCUCUUGUCUUUACAAGAAACCAAGAAAAAGCCUUUAUUUUGAAGGGAAAUUUGGUUCCAACAGUGUCGCAGUAAGAACCAUAAAAAGUAUGCUUAUAAGUACACCCACAGGGAAGAAAUUGUGGAAAGGGUAAUUGCGUGUUUAAAAUGCUCCUUAUGAUGGAAAAUUUCAAAAGUGCAAAGAGAACGUGAGUACCCUGCAUCUAUUAGCCACGACCAUCUAUUCAACGAUGGUCAGCUUUGCUCUGCACACUCUCUGAGUAUUUUUGCUCUUUGUUCUUGUGGUCUAUAGUAACUUCAGAUGCAGUGAUCACCCUAAAAUACUUCUGAUAAGAAUGUUUUGUUCUUUGGUGUCAUACCAUGCCAUCGUGACCCCCAACACAAUUAGCAGUAAUUCUUUUAAUCCAAUCUAAUGCCCAGCCUGUGCUCAGAUUCUUUCUACGUCAGCGUGGUUUUGUUUACAAGUAGAGUCGGGAUCGAAACCAGGUCCCCACACUGUGUUGGAUUGUUAUGCUUCUUACGUGCCCUUUUGUUUUCACACAAUAUUUUAUUUGAUUCUGUUUCAAUACCAUCAGUUUGCUAGAGCAGCUGUAUCAUUAGACUUUGGGGAUGUCCCACAUUUUGAAUUUGCCUCAUUGCUUUCCUCGGUGUCACUGGCUUCAGGUUCAGGAAUGGGAACUGUGUCUAGGCGAGGCUGCGUGCUUCCUGUUCAGAGAGGCCUGCCUGCUUCAUUUUUACGAGACUGACCUGGGGCUGAGGGAUCACACAGAGUCCGCCCGGUCCCUUCUUUAUCCGCCGAGCUGAUGGUUUUACCAUCCACUGAUGAUUUGGCUUAAAAUUGUUAUUUUACUAAGUGUUAGAAAAGGGUGUUUUUCAGAGUCUGCUCGUCCAUC
This is a messenger RNA of Artibeus jamaicensis (Jamaican fruit-eating bat), 15675 nucleotides long. RefSeq names its product transmembrane protein with metallophosphoesterase domain (gene TMPPE). Gene Ontology annotation, molecular function: hydrolase activity. The transcript is spliced from 2 exons. The coding region runs from base 701 to 2044 and encodes 447 amino acids. Lineage: Eukaryota; Metazoa; Chordata; Mammalia; Chiroptera; Phyllostomidae. The record is from RefSeq and is a predicted model, not a curated record.